Molecule: messenger RNA, 651 nt
Organism: Ostertagia ostertagi
Lineage: Eukaryota; Metazoa; Nematoda; Chromadorea; Rhabditida; Trichostrongylidae
Source: the annotation of a GenBank genome assembly
AUGGAAGUCAAUAUCCCAGUAGAGAAGGAUCUGAUCAUCACUGUGAUGGACUAUAGGAAAGUAAUCGCUGAUGAUACAAUUGGCUCAACCAGGAUUGACCUUGAAAAUCGCCUUCUCACGAAAUGGCGAGCGACAGUCGGACUCAGCGCGCAGUAUACGAUCCAAGGCGAAAUGCAGUGGAGAGAUCAACAGACCCCAUUGGCUACGCUUCGAGGGUACUGUAAGAAGAUGUUAGUAGAGCCACCGACGAUCAUCGAAAAGCAGAAUGACAUUGGGCUCAAGAUUCUUGGAAUUGAGUUCUGGCAUUCACAAGUACAACAAGAGCUGGAUCAGCGCGAUCAGGCAUUGUCCCAGCGCUCCCAGCGUUCUCCAGCCGGAAAGGAAGCCGAGGAAAAGAGAGGAAGUGAAGCUGAUGACGCUGACAAAGAAAAAGAAGAGGAAUCAAGGAGGAAAGGGUAUGACGACGAUCACAUGUUGAAAUGGCAACGAGGAGACGAAAUACGGGCCAAGCGAGCCUCAGUCGCUCAGCAUGGUGAACGAACAAAACAAGUGGUGCUAACUCCCGAAGAAAAACUGAAAGUACGAAAAGCAGCUCGAGAAAAGAUCGUAGGACGUCCACUGCAGCAAGUCGCACUUUUUGUACUGAACAAG